CUCCCUGCCGGCACAACCUGCCCUUUUAAACCGCGGAGGAGGCGCGGGAGCCGGGCUGAGCCCCGGCUGAGCCCCGGCUGCUGCGGAGGGACACCCGCGGUGAGCGCGCCGGGUUAAAGGCUUCCGAAGGGGCCGAGAGCUCGGGAAGCGGCGUGGAAUCCCGGAAAGCCUGGAGCCUUGCAGGGACAGGGUCACCUUCCACUGUCCCGGACCGCUCCAGCCUGGGCUCAGACACUUCCAGGGAUGGAGCAGCAACAAUUUCUCUGGGAAACCUCUUCCAGUGCCUCAGCAUCCUCUCCCUGAAUCAAAUUCUCUGCCGUCUGAUCCCUGCUGUUUGCUGAGGAGGUGCACAACCGCUACAAAUCAAAGCCUGCAACAAUUUUUAUCAUCUCUUGGUCCCUCUGCAGCAGGGAUUAUGGAGCAGCAGGACGUGGAUUCUCCCAGGAAUAAAUGAUUUUUUCUCUGCCAUGUGUUUUGGGGUCGGCUUUUCCUAAAAGCUUCCCUGGCUUCAUCCUCUCUCUGCUGCCUUUGUCCAGCACGGCUUUGCUCCUGCCCUGGACCCGCCCUCCUACCUGGCUGCCAGCCCGCAGCCCGUGAGCAGCAGGGGAAGCCUGCGGCGCCGUCCCUGCCCGGACCUCGCAAGAAGGGGAAGAGGAAGAGGGAAAGACGGUUCCUUCGCCGUUGAUAAAAUGGGAAGCGGCAUCUCCCCGGCAGCCCGGGAAGGGGAGCUCCGGGCCUCGCCUGGGGAGCAUCCCCGGCGGCUCUGCGGCCGGCAGGACACAGCCCCGCGCCGCUGAGGGCCGGGGGCAGCGCGGCUGGGGGCGGCCUGGGCACAGCAUGUCCUUCCAGAGCCGCCGGAGCCAGCUGCUGCUGGUCAACGCGCUGACCUUCGGGCUGGAGGUGUGCCUGGCCGCCGGCAUCACCUGCGUGCCGCCGCUGCUGCUGGAGGUGGGCGUGGAGGAGAAGUUCAUGACCAUGGUUUUGGGGAUAGGCCCCGUCCUGGGGCUGGUUUUUGUGCCGCUGAUCGGCUCGGCCAGCGACCACUGGCGCAGCAGCUACGGCCGGAGGAGACCCUUCAUCUGGCUGCUGUGCCUGGGCGUGCUGCUCAGCCUGUUCGUCAUCCCGCACGCCGGCAGCCUGGCCGGGCUGUGCGCCCCGGAGCCCCGGCCGCUGGAGAUCGCCUUCCUCAUCCUGGGCAUCGCCCUGCUGGAUUUCUGCGGCCAGGUGUGCUUCACCCCGCUGGAGGCCCUGCUCUCCGACCUCUUCCAGGAGCCGGACAGCUGCCGCCAGGCUUUCUCCGUGUACGCCUUCAUGAUCAGCCUGGGCGGCUGCAUCGGCUACCUGCUGCCGGCCAUCGACUGGGCCUUCCUGGCGCCCUACCUGGGAGGCCAGGAGAGCUGCCUCUUCAGCCUGCUGGCCCUCAUCUUCCUCGGCUGCGCGCUGGCCACGCUCUUCGUGACGGAGGAGGCAGCCCAGGGGGACGUCCCGGACGGGCCGGCGCUCAAGGACGCGUCCCCGAAGCCGUCCCUGCGCCGCUGCGGGUGCUGCGGGCGCUGCGCGCCGCGGGGCAGGCGGCUGCUGCGGGCCCUGCGGAAGCUGUGCGCGCUGCUGCCGCGCCUGCACGGCCUCUACUGCCGCAUCCCCCGCGUCAUCCGCCGCCUCUUCGUGGCCGAGCUCUGCAGCUGGAUGGCCCUCAUGACCUUCAUGCUGUUCUACACGGAUUUUGUCGGGGAGGGGCUGUACCACGGCGUGCCCAGGGCCAAGCCGGGCACGGAGGCCAGGCGUCGCUACGAUGAAGGUGUCCGGAUGGGCAGCUUGGGCCUCUUCCUGCAGUGCAUCACCUCCAUCUUCUUCUCGACAAUCAUGGACCGGCUGGUGAAGCACUUUGGCACGCGGGCAGUGUACCUGGCCAGCGUGGUGCUCUUCCCCGGCGCCGCCGUCGUCAUGUGCCUGUCCCACAGCGUCACCGUGGUCACCAUCUCCGCCGCCCUGACGGGGUUCACCUUCUCCGCCCUCCAGAUCCUGCCCUACACGCUGGCAGCCCUCUACCACCACGACAAACAGGUAUUCCUGCAUAAAUACAAGAGGAAAGAGGAGGAAGACGCCGCUCCGCUGGACAAGAAAUCAGCCUUCUCCAAGGGGCUGCUCUCCAGCCAGAAGCUGCCUUACCAGAAUGGCCACACUGGGAGCCUCUUCUCCUCAUCCUCAUCCUCCUCCUCCUCCUCCUCCUCAUCCUCCUCCUCCCCCGCGGCCGUGUCCAGCUCUGCUCUGUGCGUCAGCUCCCCCUGCGACGUCUCCCUCCGGAUCAUGGUGGGAGAGCCGGAGCCGGGCGCUCCCGGCCGAGGGAUCUGCCUGGACCUGGCCAUCCUGGACAGCGCCUUCCUCCUGUCUCAGGUCGUGCCCUCGCUCUUCAUGGGCUCCAUCGUCCAGUUCACCCAGUCCGUCACCGCCUACAUGGUGUCGGCGGCCGGGCUCGGGCUGGUGGCCAUCUACUUCGCGACCAAAGUGGUGUUUGACAAGGGCGACAUGGCCAAGUGCUCCGCGUGACCCCAGACGCCGU
Molecule: messenger RNA, 2560 nt
Organism: Hirundo rustica (Barn swallow)
Lineage: Eukaryota; Metazoa; Chordata; Aves; Passeriformes; Hirundinidae
Gene: SLC45A3
Product: solute carrier family 45 member 3
Exons: 8
Coding region: 838-2547 (569 amino acids)
Biological process (GO): transmembrane transport
Cellular component (GO): membrane
Molecular function (GO): sucrose:proton symporter activity
Source: RefSeq, a predicted model, not a curated record